GAUUUGUACUGUGUUCGUAGUGACCUGGGGAACCUGCUCAAAGCCCUGGGUCGCUUGGAAGAAGCCAAGGCAUGUUAUUUGAAAGCAAUUGAGACGCAACCAAACUUUGCAGUAGCUUGGAGUAAUCUCGGCUGUGUUUUCAAUGCACAAGGGGAGAUUUGGCUAGCAAUUCAUCACUUUGAAAAGGCUGUCACCCUUGACCCAAAUUUUCUGGAUGCUUAUAUCAAUUUAGGAAAUGUCUUGAAAGAGGCACGCAUUUUUGACAGAGCUGUAGCAGCUUAUCUUCGUGCCUUAAGUUUGAGCCCAAAUCAUGCGGUGGUGCAUGGCAAUCUGGCUUGUGUGUACUACGAGCAAGGCCUAAUAGACUUGGCCAUCGAUACCUACAGACGAGCUAUAGAACUGCAGCCACAUUUCCCAGAUGCUUACUGCAACCUAGCAAAUGCACUCAAAGAGAAGGGCAGCGUUGCUGAAGCAGAAGAUUGUUAUAACACAGCUCUUCGUCUAUGUCCUACCCAUGCAGACUCUUUGAAUAACCUCGCCAAUAUCAAACGGGAACAGGGCAAUAUUGAAGAGGCGGUCCGCCUAUAUCGCAAAGCAUUAGAAGUCUUCCCAGAGUUUGCUGCUGCACAUUCCAACUUAGCAAGUGUACUGCAACAACAGGGGAAGCUGCAGGAAGCACUGAUGCAUUAUAAGGAAGCCAUACGAAUCAGUCCUACAUUUGCUGAUGCUUACUCUAAUAUGGGAAACACUCUAAAGGAGAUGCAGGAUGUUCAGGGAGCCUUGCAGUGUUAUACUCGUGCCAUCCAGAUUAAUCCUGCCUUUGCAGAUGCACACAGCAAUCUGGCUUCCAUUCACAAGGAUUCAGGGAAUAUCCCAGAAGCAAUAGCUUCUUACCGCACAGCUCUGAAACUUAAGCCUGAUUUUCCUGAUGCCUAUUGUAAUUUGGCUCAUUGCCUACAGAUUGUCUGUGAUUGGACAGACUAUGAUGAGCGAAUGAAGAAAUUGGUUAGUAUUGUAGCUGAGCAGCUAGAGAAGAAUAGGCUGCCUUCUGUGCAUCCUCAUCACAGCAUGCUGUACCCUCUUUCUCAUGGCUUCAGGAAGGCUAUUGCAGAGAGGCAUGGGAAUCUCUGCUUGGAUAAGAUUAAUGUCCUUCAUAAACCACCAUAUGAGCAUCCAAAAGACUUGAAGCUCAGUGAUGGCCGGUUGCGUGUAGGGUAUGUGAGUUCUGACUUUGGGAAUCACCCUACUUCUCACCUUAUGCAGUCUAUUCCAGGCAUGCACAAUCCUGAUAAAUUUGAGGUGUUCUGUUAUGCCCUGAGCCCAGAUGACGGUACAAACUUCCGAGUGAAGGUCAUGGCAGAAGCCAAUCAUUUCAUUGAUCUUUCUCAGAUUCCAUGCAAUGGAAAAGCAGCUGACCGCAUUCACCAAGAUGGAAUUCACAUCCUUGUAAAUAUGAAUGGGUAUACCAAGGGGGCUCGAAAUGAGCUCUUUGCUCUCAGGCCAGCUCCUAUUCAGGCAAUGUGGCUGGGAUACCCUGGGACUAGUGGUGCACUGUUUAUGGAUUAUAUCAUCACUGAUCAGGAAACUUCCCCAGCUGAAGUUGCAGAACAGUAUUCUGAGAAACUGGCUUACAUGCCUCAUACUUUUUUUAUUGGUGAUCAUGCUAAUAUGUUCCCUCACCUGAAGGUAGGCAGAAAAUAA
Microtus oregoni (creeping vole) is the source of this 1701-nucleotide messenger RNA. RefSeq names its product UDP-N-acetylglucosamine--peptide N-acetylglucosaminyltransferase 110 kDa subunit-like. NCBI's taxonomy places the organism in Eukaryota, Metazoa, Chordata, Mammalia, Rodentia, Cricetidae. The record is from RefSeq and is a predicted model, not a curated record. Gene Ontology annotation, biological process: protein O-linked glycosylation. Gene Ontology annotation, molecular function: protein N-acetylglucosaminyltransferase activity; protein binding. The transcript has 13 exons. The annotation marks the transcript as partial.